AUGUCAUAUACUUUAUUACCAACAGAUAAUAGUAAUAAUAAUAAUAAUAUGACAGUAUCAACAUCAACACCUAUAAAAUCAAAUACAAAUAAUAGGAACAAUAGUAAUAGUAGUAAUAGUAAUAAUAGUAAUAAUAGCAAUGGUAUAGAUACAACAACAACGACACCAACAAAGAAACCAACUAGAGAUAGACAGUUAUUUUCAUUUUCAGAGUUGGCAGGUACAAAUUUAACAUUAUUAUUAGAUAGUGAAAUUUUAAUUAGAAUCUUUUCAAAAUUAGAAUAUUCAGAUUUAUUCAUAGUGAAAAGGGUUUGUUCAAGAUGGAAACCACUAUGUGAACAUAAAUCUUUAUUUAACAGUUUAGAUAUGCAAUCAUUUAUACUAUAUUGUAGGAUUCUACCAAUGACAAUUUUAAAUAAUUUCUUACAAACUCUAUCAAUGGAUAAAGAUGAAAUUGAUGCCUUAAAAAUGGUUUGUAGAGAAAUGCCAAAAAUUACUAUAACAAAUACACCAAAUAUAUAUUUAGAUACACCACCACCAACAAUAUCAAAUCAACAAGUUCCUUUAAAUACACAAUAUAUAACAUCAUCAUCAUCAUCAUCAUCAACUACAACUGUAACUACAACUAUAAAUACAUCAAAUUCAUCAAAUACAGCAACUACAUUUAUUACAAAUACACCAAUUGGUGGUAGCACAACACCACCAAUUAAAAAUUCAUUUGUGAAUGCAUUCACAGCGACAACAUCAUCAUUAAAAUCAUUUUUAAAUACAAGUGGUAGUGGUAUUGCCACCACUUUAAAUGGAAGUAAUGGUUCAAUUAGUUCACCACCAUCACCAAAUUUAAAUAGUAAUAAUAAUAAUAAUAAUAAUAGUCAAAAUAAUAAUAAUAAUAAUAAUAAUAAUAAUAAUAAUAAUAAUAAUAAUAAUAAUAAUAAUAAUAAUAAUAAUAAUAAUAAUAAUAAUAAUAAUAAUAAUAAUAAUAAUAAUAAUAAUAAUAAUAAUAAUAAUAAUAAUAAUAAUAAUAAUAAUAAUAAUAAUAGUCAAAAUGGUCAUUUAAGAGUGUCAUCACUUGAUGAUACAUUAUCAAUUUCAUCAACAUCUAGCAAUGGUUCAUUAUCAUCACUUGAUUCAUUAACAAUUAAUAAUAGUAAUAAUAGUAGUAGUAAUAAUAAUAAUAAUAAUAGUAAUAAUAAUAGUAUCAAUGGUAAUAGUGGUAAUACACCAAUAUCAAAUAGAAGAAAUGUAUUUGGGCAAUCAUUAACAUUAAAUGAAAAAGAACAAAAGAAAAAAGAUAAAAAUAGAAAAGAAAGAGAAAGACGUAUGGAGGAAUCAUUAAAGAUAUGGAAUGAAGAUAUGAUACCAAAUUGGGACAAAAGAAAGGGUACUAAAAAAUGUAGGGAGAUGGUUUUACAAGGUAUUCCAUCAUUGGUGCGUAGUAAAGUUUGGCCAUUGCUAAUUGGUAACGAUUUGAAUAUAACACCUGAACUAUUUUCAAUUUUUGGUGCACGUGCAGAGAGAGCAAAACAAAAAUCAGAAGCUAGAAGUUUAGGUAGAGAGAAAACUGUUAGUUUAAUUCAUUUAGAUUUACCACGUACAUUUCCAAUGUUAUCAAUAUUUCAAGAUGAAGGUCCACUACACCAAUCAUUGGCAAAUGUGUUGGAGGCAUAUGUUUGUUAUAGACCUGAUGUGGGUUAUGUCCAAGGUAUGUCUUAUUUAGCGGCUGUGUUUUUAUUAAUACUUGACGAAUUCAAUUCAUUCGUUUGUUUAUCAAAUUUUUUAAAUAAUCCUUGUUAUAUGACAUUCUACACUAUGAAUCUCGAUCAAAUGGCAGUUUAUAUGAAUACAAUGGAUCAAUUAAUGGCUCAAAAUUUACCAAAAAUUCAAAAACAUCUCAAAGAAUUGGGUAUCCAACCAGACAUUUUCAUGAUAGAUUGGGUUUUAACCGUGUUCUCUAAAGCAUUGCCUUUGGAUGUGGCCUCUCAUGUUUGGGAUACAAUAUUUUUGGAUGGUGAAGUGGUCAUCUUUCAAACAGCUUUAGGAAUUUUAAAAAUGUACAGUAAAGAUUUAGAAUUUGGAGAUUUUGAUGUUUGUAUGACCUUAUUAACUCAUUUACCAACCGAUAUAGAUGAAGAUGAACUAUUUCAACAUAUAAACUCUUUUCAAAUCAAUCAAAAACUUUUAAAUAAAAUGUUAAACAAAUAA
Dictyostelium discoideum AX4 is the source of this 2202-nucleotide messenger RNA. Its product is annotated as RabGAP/TBC domain-containing protein. Lineage: Eukaryota; Evosea; Eumycetozoa; Dictyosteliales; Dictyosteliaceae. The record is from RefSeq and is a predicted model, not a curated record. Bases 1 to 2202 code for a protein of 733 amino acids. The transcript has a single exon. Gene Ontology annotation, cellular component: cytoplasmic vesicle.